AGGAUAAUAAAUAAAUAUGGUUAAAAUUUAUGUUCACCCAUUUAUCAAUUAGAUAUUUAAAAUCUGACUACACAAAUGUAUUUACCAUCCCCCCCUUAACUCCCCAUUGUACUCUCAAUUCAGUAUUUACAACUUCCAAUGCUUUAAAAACACUAAUAUUUCCUAAAAAACUACAAUUCCCUAGAGAUUCCUCGAUUGUUGCAGUGGCUAAGGAUCACAGGUAAUGUAGCGUAGCCUUCUGCUAGCCAAAACUAUAUGUUUAUAUGCAUACUGCAUAUUCUAUUUAUUUUGUAUUUUCAUUUAUUUAUUUUUUAUUAUUUAUGUUUUUGGAUAAAUUUUUCCUACCAUUUCAGUCAGCCACUGGUCUGAUGACAUGUAGGCUGCAGCAUAAGUUUGUUUAUUUUGUCUCUCGUUCCCCUGCCUGGGCUCAGCCUGCCAGCUGCUGUCAAUCAAACACAGCGAUGUGCGGAUUGUUGGUGCUAUCAUUCAUUUUGGGCAGUGCGGACCCUCGCAGACAUAACCAGAUGACGAAAUUUAUGUCACACAGACCCUCAUGGCUACAUGGAAAUUUAAAUGCUAUGUGAAGGGCUCACUACUUCCUGUAUUGGAACAUAAAUCAUACCAAUUAUGAUUCCCAGGGCUGUUACAAAGAAAAACCCUCACUGGCUUCCCACCACCAAACAAAAUGCACAAUUUAGCCAGAAGUAUCACCACGGGGACUCGAACUCCAGAUCUCUGCAGUGGUAGACAAGAAUUUUAUCACCUAUGCACCCUUUUCCCUGUAUUCUUUCUGUCAUCCUUCCCUUUUCCCCCUAAAACAUAGUAGUUUAACCCAUCUGCCAUUCCCUCGUGAUUUGUAUUACCACCUCUCAUAGGAUGAGAUACUCGCUACUCAUCUCUUUGUUUACCUGUAAACACUAAACUUAUUAUAUCUAUCUUUGUUUGUUUGUUUCUUUCUUUCUUUCAUUCUUCUUCUUUCCUUCUCAUCUACAUACAGAACUCCCAUAAGGCGAGGGAAAGCUUGUUAAAGACGUCAGUGCUGAAGUUUGCUAUUCUCAGAGGAGAUAACAGGGAUCAAUUUUCACAGAUCGCCUUCACAGAUUUCAGCAAGUUCACUGCGCCUAGCCACUGAAAACACACACACACACAUACACACAAGGGCUUGCAAACUCACAUUGGGAUAGCAUCCAAAAAACAGUUUAUCAGUCAGUCUCUCUGUCUAAAGGCCUGUGAUAUUGCCUACAGGCUACAUGUAGAAUGCAGCAGAAGCAAAGGAGAAUGCAAACAGCUAAAAAAUAUAUUUUGUGUGUGUCUGUGUUUGUCUGGGUAUUUUUGCCGCAUGAAAUUAAUGCAUACAUGCUGUGAAUCCAGUGUAUUGUAGGUCUGUGUGUUCAAGUUUCGUUAUCAUCAGUAUAAAUGAAAACACUUUGGGAUAUAUGCGCAUAUGAUUUGUAUUUUGGCAGCUGCCUGUAAUGUGAUAGCUUGCUAUUCCUUUAAAAUCUCCAUAGGAUCAGCUGAUGCCCUCUGUGCUUUAGGUGUGUGUGUGUGUGCGUGUGUUUCUUCAGUUUGGUGUGACCGAGGACAUAAAUUCUCCCUGUCCUUCUGUAAUAAUAUAAAGUUUUACAUCAAUUUGGACUGACAAGCUAAGAUACGGUGAUUGCCACACCUCUCCAUGCCCAGCUGAUGCUCAACUCUCUGCUCCCGUCUCCAUUGAUCCAUCCAAAGCCAUGAGUCACCCGGGGACAUCGUCUCCCUGAGGGAUGACUACCACCAAUCAAUCCAACAGCUUUAGCUGACAAACAACAGAACAAGACAAAGUGGGGAAAAUGUGCCAUUUUGCUCUAUUUUGUCAUUCUCUGCUGUUGUAAUUUGGAUUCUCUGCUGUUGGAUUGUGGAUUCAAUUUCCUAUCUCUCUCUCGACUUACAGCCCUCCCCUAUCUCAUUUCUAUUUUUAUGGACAGGUGACCUGUAACUGGUUGGAGAGAGGGAGGAGAGGAGAACAAAUGGAAAGGGAGCAGAGAGAAAGAGGAUGAGAGAGAGAGUGCAGGAUUCCUCAUGCACAAGAGCCCCUCACUGCCGGCUUUUGAUUUGAAAAGAAUAAAUGGGACUUUGCCUAAAGAGGGCCAACAGGAUUUUGACAUCACUUCAGUUUUCUGCCCUGUAGUGGGCGUCCUCCCUUUUGUCUCAGUAGUAGUAAUGACUGUACACUAAAUACAGAAAACAGAAAUAACUCCUUUUUCAUAUAUUUCUCUACGCCCUUCUGCUACUUCUUACCUAGUGACAGUCCAUUGCCAUGGAGAAGACAUACUCACUAACUGCCCACUAUGAUGAGUUCCAGGAAGUGAAAUAUGGCGGUCGCUAUAGCAGUGACAUCCUCAGCAAUGGCAUGACCCUUCACUUGGGGGGCAGCCUGGACCGUCAUAUGGGACGAGGCCGGGGAGGGACCUUGUCGAAUGGUCGAAACAGAGAUCUAAGCAGCACCAGCAGCAGUGGAGGGCUUCCUCGAUGGAGCCGGAGGGAGAUCUGCCUCCUCUCGGCACUAGUCUUUGCAGCAGGCAUGUGUGUCAUCUUGGGCAGCAUGCUUGCACUCAAGUACAUUUCCCUGGACGCCCAGCAGGACCCACAGUGCCGACAGGACUGCCAACACAAACGCUCCCUGCUGCGAGCCGCACGCUUCGUUCAGGCCAAUAUUGACCCAACCAUCCAACCCUGUCAGGACUUCUACUCCUUCGCCUGUGGCGGUUGGCUGAGGCGCCACGGCAUCCCUGAGGACAAGCUCAGCUACGGCAUCAUCACCGCCAUAGGAGAGCACAAUGAGGAGAAACUACAGCGCCUCCUGCUGGAGCCGAUACAGAGGCGUGGGCCCAACUCAGCAGAGCGCAAAGUCAAGGAGUUCUAUCGAUCCUGCAUCAACAUCCAGGAGAUCGACAAGCUCGGAUCUGACCCCAUGACGGAGGUGAUAGACAGCUGUGGGGGGUGGGACCUGGUGGGGGCUCCGCCCGGUGCUGCUGGGUGGGACAGAGAGGGUGCCCCGCAGAGACCGGACUUCAAUGAGCUGCUGUACAGGACCCAGGGGGUGUACAGCACUGCUGUCUUCUUCUCCCUCACUGUCAAUGUGGAUGACAAAAACUCCUCGAGGAAUGCAAUCAGGAUUGAUCAGGAGGGGCUCACACUGCCUGAGAGAAGCCUCUACUUGGGACAGGAUGAGGACAGUGUGAAGAUCCUGGCAGCGUACAAGGCCCUGAUGGAGCGCUUGCUGAGCAUGCUGGGAGCUCACAACGCCACACAGAAGUCCAAGGAGAUUAUACAGCUGGAGACCCGUCUGGCCAAUAUCACUGUGUCAGAAUAUGAUGACCAAAGAAAGGACAUCAGCACCAUGUAUAACCGCAUCACCCUCAGGCAGCUACAGCGCAUCGCUCCCAGUCUUCACUGGAAACGCUUGCUGGACAGAAUCUUCUACGACAACUUCUCAGAAGACGAAGAGAUUGUGGUGCUCGCCACCGAUUACAUACAGAAAGUCUCUGACAUCAUAAAGACCACCUCGAAGAGGGUUCUCCAUAACUACAUGCUGUGGCGAAUUGUGGCAGCGCUAAGUGAACACCUGUCCACCGCCUUCCGCAGCACCAUCCAUGAGUUUUCUCGGGAGAUUGACGGCACAGAGCAGCAGCUGGAACUGAGCAGGCUCUGCCUCACUCAAGCCAACAAACACUUCGGCAUGGCCCUGGGAGCCCUGUUCGUCCAGCAACACUUCUCCUCACAGAGCAAGGCCAAGGUACAGGAGCUGGUAGAGGACAUAAAGCACUCCCUGGACCUCCGGCUGCACGAGCUGGACUGGAUGGAUGAAGCCACCAAGGAGGCUGCCAGAGCAAAGCUGAAGCACAUGAUGGUGAUGACGGGAUACCCAGACUUCCUGCUCAAACCUGAGCUCAUAGAUCAAGAAUAUGGGUUUGAUGUGGACGAGAAGACCUAUUUCAAGAACAUCCUCAACAGCAUCAAGUUUAACAUCAAGCUGUCAGUCAAGAAGAUCCAUGAAGAAGUGGACAAGACGACGUGGCUUCUCCCCCCUCAGGCCCUCAAUGCCUACUACCUCCCUAACAAGAACCAAAUGGUGUUUCCUGCCGGCAUCCUUCAGCCCACUCUCUACAACCCUGAGUUCCCACAGUCUCUGAACUAUGGAGGAAUAGGAGCUAUCAUUGGCCAUGAGCUAACACAUGGAUAUGAUGACUGGGGGGGCCAGUAUGACCGCCAUGGCAACCUCAAACAGUGGUGGACAGAGGAGUCCUACAGAAAGUUCCAGACGAAGGCUGAAUGUAUCGUCAAGCUCUACGAUAACUUUACUGUUUAUAACCAGAGGGUGAAUGGUCGUCUGACACUGGGGGAGAACAUAGCAGACAUGGGAGGACUCAAGCUGUCAUAUUAUGCGUAUCAGAAGUGGGUGAGGGAACAUGGUCCAGAGAGGCCCCUGCCUGGCCUCAGAUACACACACGAACAGCUGCUCUUCAUUGCCUUUGCACAGAACUGGUGUAUGAAGAGAAGAUCUCAGUCUAUCUACUUGCAGCUACUGACUGACAAACAUGCACCAGAGCACUACAGAGUGAUUGGCAGUGUUUCCCAGUUUGAUGAGUUUUCCCGUGUUUUCCACUGUCCGAAGGGUUCGCCAAUGAACCCUGUGGACAAAUGCUCUGUAUGGUGACCUCUCCGCCCUCCUGUUGACCUUAGGAUGAAGUUCAUCUUCACAGGCCCCACCCACUAACACAACUUGUCCUACAUCACACAUUCAUCAGAGCCAACAGGACGAUACAGAGUGCAUAAAGCCUAUUCUUGCCUAUAAAGGAUACAGGAAGGAAAUGUAUCUUUUCAACAUUAUCAGUACACAUGUUUUCAAUUAGGAAAGUUUAUACAAUUGCCCAUUGUCUGUACUAACCAACCUAAAGCAUGGGUCACAUGACAAUUGAUCAUGUACAUAUACAGUAUAUCAUUUGAUUAUAUAUAUAUUUUUCUAUGUUUACAUUUAUUUUCAAAUCAUCUAUUUUUCUAUUUUAGCAGAUACAUUAUGUGUAGGAUUCAUAAGCUAUUUGGUUUUUAAUUAAACAACAUGUUUCCUCAAUUGUUUCUCGUCUUUGUAGCAUCAACUAGAAAAACUUCAGCAUAUCAGAAGAUUAAAGAUUGGCAGCAACAGCUUUCAGUCCCCAAUGUAAACCAGACAAGGACCAAUUUAAAACGAACUGAGACCAGUAGCAUCCUUGUGCCUGCCAAAAUAUUGGUGUUCUUUCGAUUUGGUAUUGGAGUUUGAUGUGUGUCAUAAUGCUGCGCUCUUGUGGCUGCAGAGAGUAAUGGUCACUGUUCAACCAUCAUGACUGUUGUAUUGUUUGCCUGCAUUGGUCUCUUGUUACUGUGAGUGUUUGUACGGUUUUUAAGAUUUGUCAACUUUUUUAGAAAAAGAAGGUGGACUCGUGGUGGAUGCUUUUCUCAGGAUUUGUAGCACAGUGCUGCGCCAAAUGGAGGAUCUUCAUGUCUCUAUCUACAUUCAACUCUUCAGCCUAUGCUACAGUCACAAAGGAGCUGGUAUGUUUAGCAAAUAUUUUAGCUUUUUGGAGGGGAAAAAAAAGAAGAGAAGAAUGUUUUUCCUCGCUGGAAUUCACAGCAUGGGUAACAACUUGACCCUAUUGGAUGAGCUGAUUUAAGAGCCCUUUCUAUUGGAAAGGGAAGAACCUCUGCUAUUAGAUUAUUCACAUCUCUGUUUCCUGAUGAACUGUGAAUGAUCGUAUACAACCUGGGAUUCAAGUGAGAGGGAGAGCGUGAGGUCACAUCAUACACAGUUUAUGCACAGUUAAGAAGCCAACACUCUGUACAUAAGAAAGUGUAACUAUGGUAGAUGGAGAAUCAUGCAUUUGUAUGCAGUGUUAUUUAAAAAAAAAAUUACUUUUGUAUAAAGAACAAAAAAUAAGAAUCUUUGUACAGUGGAGAAGUAUAUCAGAUGUUAUGGUUGUACAGUUUGUUUUGAUGAGAGUGCAUGUUUCCCUUCUGACCAUCAUUAAAUUCUGAUCGAUAUAUAUGGAGGACACACAUCUGACUCUACAGCUGCUAUUCCAGACGUGGCUGCUAUCUCUUCCUCUCUGUUGGUCACCGUUUAAUGUUUGAAUAAAUACAAAGGAUCACUGUG
Siniperca chuatsi (mandarin fish) is the source of this 6163-nucleotide messenger RNA. It is a transcript of the gene ecel1, whose product is annotated as endothelin-converting enzyme-like 1. The transcript is spliced from 17 exons. Gene Ontology annotation, molecular function: metalloendopeptidase activity. Gene Ontology annotation, cellular component: plasma membrane. The record is from RefSeq and is a predicted model, not a curated record. Gene Ontology annotation, biological process: protein processing. Bases 2294 to 4693 code for a protein of 799 amino acids. Lineage: Eukaryota; Metazoa; Chordata; Actinopteri; Centrarchiformes; Sinipercidae.